AUGGGCUGGCAGCAAGGCUUCGACCUUUUGAAAAUGGUAUACCAGCUUCGCCAGCUUCCCGGCGGAGCCCUUGGGUACAGUGCGAUGGUGAUCUUGUUCGCACUGUCCAAGAUCACUGACUUGCUGACCGCAAACCUCGUCACCCAAGUUCCAAUCAAGUCUCGGUGUCCGUUCGGGGAAGGGUUGGUUCUUAACACCACCGGACCUUAUCUGUUAACUGCGCCUCCGUCGAACGGGAUGCCGUACAUCGUUGCUCAUAAUUCACAAUACUUCAGCCUCAACAACACCUGUGCCGUUGGUAUAUACGCCAAGGUCAAUCAGGAUGUCACUUUCUGUCCCGACACACAGGAUAUUAUGGGCACUUGGGUCUGCUCGACAGACGCGACUCGCACAUAUAGCGCCGCCUAUAACAUGGCAGAAUUAUCCGCAGACCUGAUUGAGCAGGAUUUACUCUAUCCUGACCCAACCGGCGAGUACUCUGCCUUUGGCGAAUAUUACAAUCACUUCGUUACGUGGAGCAGCUCCGCAAGUCUCGACACAGAAAGCUCUUCUACGGGUACUUGGGACGUGCGCGCGGCAAUCCAGACCAACGCCUCACCUUACGAUGAUAACGUCACCAUGCUCCCACUGUCCUGCAGCAUGAAUGCCGUUCGCGCGGAGACAAUUACCGGAGCGAUGAACACUACAAUUGCACUUGAGAACUGGAAGACCCUCUUCCAGGGCCUGAUGUACUACGGUACCGGCACGCCGUCCGUUUCUGACCCAGCGCUUGAGCUGGCCAUUCUCCUUAACACAAUGACAAUGGUAUAUGGGGGAAAUAAUAUGCUUCUGUCCCUUCCAGCGCAGGAUGGGGACCAGACACAGGGGUGUAUUGUCUUUGCGACUAAUGUGCCCACGGUCAUUGAGGCGCUAGUAUUAAUCGUGGCGGGAUUGUUUAUCGGGCUAGUGGUGCUGUCAAUUGUGUAUGCUUGCAAAUUAGGAUUCACGCGUCGUGGAGGGCGGGAGGCGCUUAAAACACUACCUGAUGGGGUUAUUGGGUGGGCUGUAAAAGCAGCGCAGGAGCAUCGUGACAAUGGUGAUCCGGAUCCAGGACAGCAUGCCAGAGUUCGACGACGAGAGGUUAAGAACUGGCUUAUUGGUUAUGAGGGUGGGGAAUCAAGACUCCGGUUGUUUCAGCCUUGUUGA
Messenger RNA from Penicillium pulvis, 1185 nucleotides. RefSeq lists its product as uncharacterized. The coding region runs from base 1 to 1185 and encodes 394 amino acids. The transcript has a single exon. The record is from RefSeq and is a predicted model, not a curated record. Lineage: Eukaryota; Fungi; Ascomycota; Eurotiomycetes; Eurotiales; Aspergillaceae.